Triticum aestivum (bread wheat) is the source of this 1974-nucleotide messenger RNA. RefSeq names its product two-component response regulator-like PRR37. The transcript is spliced from 8 exons. Lineage: Eukaryota; Viridiplantae; Streptophyta; Magnoliopsida; Poales; Poaceae. Bases 477 to 1763 code for a protein of 428 amino acids. Gene Ontology annotation, biological process: phosphorelay signal transduction system; cytokinin-activated signaling pathway. The record is from RefSeq and is a predicted model, not a curated record.
CACACACACACACACACGCGGACUACUCCUCUGCUCGACUCGACUGCAGUCGCCGCCGCCGUCCAUGGCCGCGCCCCCUCCCGCGUCUUCGUCGUCCUCCUCCUCCUCAACCUGACAGGCAGCGCAGCGCGACAAACGCGAGGUGAGCUCCCGCCUGUCUGUCACUCGUCUGCUCUGUUCCUGCCCGAUUGGGGAUCGAAUCAUCCGUUUCAAUCUGCGUGUGGAUCCAGGGCAUGCUCCUUCCUUCACUCCAGGCCCUCUCUCUAGCUAAUAAUAUGUGCCCGGAAAUUGCUGGAGAUUAACCGGCUCGCCGCCUUGUCUGCUACUGCCCCCCUUUUAGCCGCCGGCAGCUCCAUUCGAGGAGACGAUUCAUUCCGCUCCGUCUCAACCACUUGCUCUUCUCUGUGUUUUUUGCGUUUUGUUUUCUUGAUUUGAUUCGGUGGCCCGCCGUCGACGAACGCACGCACGCACGCCGGAUGCGACCGAGGCCGCCUCCUCCUAGCGCCAUGGACCGUCAUCACCACCAGCAGCAGCAGCAGCCGCCGUCGCCUCAAGGGGACCAUGCCGCCCAGCCGCGCUGCUGGGAGGAGUUCCUCCACAGGAAGACCAUCCGGGUCCUGCUCGUGGAGACCGACGACUCCACCCGGCAGGUCGUCACCGCCCUGCUCCGCCACUGCAUGUACCAAGUUAUCCCUGCUGAAAACGGCCACCAGGCGUGGGCGUAUCUCCAGGACAUGCAGAGCAACAUCGACCUUGUUCUGACAGAGGUCUUCAUGCACGGCGGUCUCUCCGGGAUCGACCUGCUCGGCAGGAUCAUGAACCACGAGGUCUGCAAGGACAUCCCCGUCAUCAUGAUGUCGUCGCACAAUUCGAUGGGCACGGUCCUCAGUUGCCUGUCAAAUGGUGCUGCUGACUUCUUGGCCAAGCCGAUACGUAAGAACGAGCUUAAGAACCUUUGGGCGCAUGUGUGGAGACGCUCUCACAGCUCCAGUGGCAGUGGUAGUGGAAGUGCCAUUCAGACGCAGAAGUGUACCAAAUCAAAGAGCGCUGACGAUUCCAAUAAUAACAGCAAUAACCGCAACGACGAUGCCAGCAUGGGGCUCAAUGCAAGGGAUGGCAGCGAUAAUGGUAGUGGCACUCAGAGCUCAUGGACAAAGCGUGCCGUUGAGAUCGACAGUCCACAGGACAUGUCUCCGGAUCAGUCAGUUGAUCCUCCUGAUAGCACUUGCGCGCAUGUGAGCCACCUCAAGUCAGAGAUAUGCAGCAAUAGAUUAAGAGGUGAUGAGUUCAAAGGGAAGGAGCUGGAGAUAGGUGCCCCUGGUAAUUUGAACACAGAUGAUCAAUCCUCCCCGAACGAGAGUUCGGUCAAACCAACAGAUAAUGGACGGUGUGAGUAUCUGCCACAGAACAACUCCAACGAUACAGUUAUGGAAAAUUCGGAUGAGCCAAUUGUUCGAGCUGCUGACCUAAUCGGUUCGAUGGCCAAAAACAUGGACGCCCAACAGGCAGCUAGAGCAAUAGAUGCUCCUAACUGCUCCUCACAAGUGCCGGAAGGGAAAGACGCCGACCGUGAGAACGCCAUGCCAUAUCUUGAGCUGAGCCUAAAGAGGUCGAGAUCGACCACGGAGGGUGCGGAUGCGAUCCAGGAGGAACAGAGGAACGUCGUGAGACGAUCAGACCUCUCGGCAUUCACGAGGUACAAUACGUGCUCGUUCUCCAAUCAAGGCGGGGCAGGGUUCGUCGGGAGCUGUUCGCCCACGUGACUGCCAAGCGUUCAUAACGUCUUGGUUCUAUGGGAUGGGUGCUUCACCUAGCGGUCCUUCUAGGACAUAUGCUUUCUUGGCAGCUAUGAGGAUGAUCCUCAGGUUCCGGACCCAGUCUGAAUAGUUGCUGCCAUCAUCUUUCAGCUUGGUUUUCUCUAGGAACGCGUUGAAGUUGAGGUUGACAUGAGCGUUGGCCAUUUGAUCUACAAGA